This is a messenger RNA of Neomonachus schauinslandi (Hawaiian monk seal), 617 nucleotides long. RefSeq names its product membrane anchored junction protein (gene MAJIN). Gene Ontology annotation, molecular function: DNA binding. Gene Ontology annotation, biological process: meiotic attachment of telomere to nuclear envelope; homologous chromosome pairing at meiosis. Lineage: Eukaryota; Metazoa; Chordata; Mammalia; Carnivora; Phocidae. The coding region runs from base 1 to 570 and encodes 189 amino acids. The transcript is spliced from 8 exons. The record is from RefSeq and is a predicted model, not a curated record. Gene Ontology annotation, cellular component: nuclear inner membrane.
AUGAGUUUAAAACCCUUCACCUACCCGUUUCCAGAAACGAGGUUUCUUCAUGCAGGACCCAAUGUGUAUAAAUUCAAAAUUAGAUAUGGCAACAACAUCAGAGGGGAAGAGAUAGAGAAUAAGGAAGUCAUCGUCCAGGAGCUGGAGGAUUCUAUUCGUGUAGUCUUGGGAAACUUGGACAAUCUGCAGCCAUUUGCUACAGACCACUUCAUUAUAUUUCCCUAUAAAAGCAAAUGGGAGAGAGUGUCCCACCUGAAAUUCAAACAUGGGGAAAUUGUCUUGGUCCCUUAUCCAUUUGUUUUCACUCUAUAUGUGGAGAUGAAAUGGUUUCAUGAAAACCCGUCACCUGGGGAGUCAAUAAACGACAGUCCUCUUGGAUUGGUCCUAGCAGAGAGGAAAACAGCAGGAGCCAUGAUGAGGAAACGAAAACGAGCGGAAGUGCCCAGCUCCCCCAGCAGGCCAGCGCUGGACAGAACAGAGAAAGAAAAACCCACCAGGAAUGGCAGGAGACCCCAACAUUUAAUAUCACUGAUACCCAGGAACAGGAUUCUAAGUGGGAGGACAGCCUAGCAGGGCAGAUUAUCCCCCCACUGCAGCAAAACAACCCAUCUCCACCU